Drosophila subpulchrella is the source of this 1101-nucleotide messenger RNA. RefSeq names its product serine/arginine repetitive matrix protein 1-like. NCBI's taxonomy places the organism in Eukaryota, Metazoa, Arthropoda, Insecta, Diptera, Drosophilidae. The transcript is spliced from 2 exons. The record is from RefSeq and is a predicted model, not a curated record. Bases 1 to 1101 code for a protein of 366 amino acids.
AUGGCAGAAAAGGCGACCAGACCUAGGAGCGGACUUCAACCCGGAGUGGCACAGCGGCACGAGCGUCGGCACGCCGGAUCCAAGGACGCCCACAGAGCGGCCCAGCAGCGCCCAACGAGCGCCCAGCGAGCGGCGUCAGUGCACCACCAGCGGCACCCACCCACGUGCCCACCAGGAGCACGCACAGCGCGGCCACCGCGCCCUCAGCAGCGUCACCCGCGCCGCCAGCCGCGUUAUCAGAAGCGCAGACGCAGCAGCGUCCCGCGCCGUGCAGUGCCACCCACGUGGCCAUCAGGUGCCCACAGAGCGGCCACCUCGCCCUCCACAGCGUCCACCGCGCCCUCCACAGCGCCCAACGAUCGCCCAUCGAGCGGCAUCAGUGCCCAUCACCGGCAACCACCGAGCCAGCCGCGCCUCGCGCCCAACGAACGCCUACCAUCGGCGUCAGCGUUCCAUCGGCCGCGCUAUCAGCAGCGCCCCCCCACUGCGUCUUCACUAGCGCCUGCCGACAGCACCCAUCGCGCCACCAGCAGCGCCCACUCACGUGCUCACCAGCGGCGCCAAUCAAGCACUCACCGAGCGCCACCAGGAGCGCCAAUCGAGCGUCAUCAGUGCCCACCGCGGUUAACAGCAGUGCCCUCAGCGGCAUCCGCGCCCAACGCAAAGCCCUACGAGCGGCUACCACCGAGCGCCAUCAAGCAGGGCAACAGCAGUGCCAACCGAGCGCUCACCACACCGAUCAGCGCUGCCGCGCCUCAGUCGCGCCACCGGAAGCGCCCACCCACGUGUUCAUCAGCGCCAAACGAUCAGCGCCGCCGCUCACCAGCCGCGCUCACCGAGCGCCAUCAGGAGCGCCAACCAGCAGCGCCCUCAGCAGCGCCAAACGCGCCGGAUACGUGGUCACUAGCCACGCUACGAGCGCCACCAGGAGCGCGCAACGAGCGGCCACCGCGCCCUCAGCAACGUCCAUCGCGCCGCCAGCAGCGCCGUCCACGGGGCAACGGGAGGGCCAGCCGCAACCACAUCGGUCAGCCACUGCUGCACGUCAGCAGUACCUGCCGUGCGCCCCUGGUAGCGCCCAGCGCCCAGUCACGCCACUAG